AUGAGCGCCUUCGGGACCUCGGACGCUGGUCGCCCCCAAAGCAUAUACAGUGGCGAGGUUGCUCAGCAGUUCAUUAUGCCCACCAUCAACGUCCCAAGUCGGAGACCCUUCACAGAAGCUGGGAAGGGCCUUGGCAGGCUUAGGCUUCUCGUAGCUGGCAGAUCAGGCGUAGGGAAGACGGCUUUGAUCCGAAGUAUAACACAAACUUGCACGCACAUUGUACACGUUGACCCUACUGUGCCGGUAGCAAUGGCGUCCAAAGGUUUCCUGCCAGAAAAGACGAUGCCGAAUAGCCCUCCAAUAUCUCAGGGCACUUUUCAGAUCACGGAGACUCUAGCCAGCACCAAGCCGUACCCAUCCUGGUGGAAAGAUUCGGCCCUUACAUCCCUUGCGCCCACUCCGAGUCAAACCGAGGACACAGUAUUAGACAGAAACAUAUGUCUUGUUGAUACGCCUGGAUAUCAGGAAACAUGUUGCCCUACAGAUACUAUGGGCCAAGUCUCACAAUACAUUGAAUCGUACCUUCAAAAGAGUCGCCUCGACGGUUUAGAGGACCCCGAUGUUCUCAAAACAAUCAGUGGAAGUGGCGGCUUACUUGUUGACGCAGUGCUCUACAUGAUCCCCAGUUCAGGCUUGUCCGCGACUGAUAUACAUUAUCUCCGUCAACUGGAUGCCCUGACAAAUAUCAUACCCCUCAUCGCGCAUGCCGACACCAUGGCAUCGGAGCAGAUAGCAGCAACCAAGAAACACAUUGCCCAACAAUUUGCUGAGGCUGGCCUCGGUUUGUUCUCCUUCGAUCCAUCGACGACAAUUGUGGGAGAACAACAUAUCUAUGCUGCUUCUAGCGAGUUGGGAUCAGAUUCUGAGGUCAUGGACGCCAGUCUGCUCAUGAGCUCCGAAUACUUGCAACCUCUUGUGCCCUCCGAUCUCUCACAGCUAAUGGAAAACAUAUUUUGCGCGAAUGGCGCAACCUGGCUUCGCCAUGCGGCAGCAGCAAAGCUUUUGGGUUGGCGCACUCGUCAUCCUGGCCCCAGUAAUGUCUCCGGCUUCGCCUCGAAGUCAGAAGGCUCAAGGGAUAUGUGGUUGAUGCGUCCUCGGGCCGGAUCACUGACGCCUCUUGCCAUGAGUCGCGUUCCAAACUAUGCUACUCGUGACGAACGACUCUGCCGAGUGCAGCUCACAAACUGGGCGGCAGAUUUACAACGUAGUCUGGCCAACGAAAAGCGGGUGCAAGAGCGUAGGGCAUGGGAGCACGCGGCUAUGUUGUCGAGGGAAGCUUGGAGAGAUGGCCGCUCUGCUUCUGGCGGUGAUGGCGCAGAUAUGGCGUUGACAAGAACUAAGGGAAGGGGUGAACGUCGGCAGUCCCUUCGGAAGAGGAGACACAGUACAGGCUCUGGCGUAGACUGGGGGCUUGUAAGACAUCAGGAUCCUUUGGGUUUGCUUCAGCUUAAUGCCGACUUUAGAUGGAAGGGUUGGAAGACGUUGGAAAUGGUUGGCGGCAUUGGGAUCCUGGGUGGUUUGGCGUGGUUACUUGUUUAG
Molecule: messenger RNA, 1539 nt
Organism: Colletotrichum godetiae
Lineage: Eukaryota; Fungi; Ascomycota; Sordariomycetes; Glomerellales; Glomerellaceae
Product: heat shock protein
Exons: 4
Coding region: 1-1539 (512 amino acids)
Biological process (GO): cytoskeleton-dependent cytokinesis; intracellular protein localization
Cellular component (GO): microtubule cytoskeleton; septin complex; cell division site
Molecular function (GO): GTP binding; molecular adaptor activity; GTPase activity
Source: RefSeq, a predicted model, not a curated record